Molecule: messenger RNA, 3566 nt
Organism: Apodemus sylvaticus (European woodmouse)
Lineage: Eukaryota; Metazoa; Chordata; Mammalia; Rodentia; Muridae
Gene: Ube2k
Product: ubiquitin conjugating enzyme E2 K
Exons: 7
Coding region: 207-809 (200 amino acids)
Biological process (GO): protein polyubiquitination; proteasome-mediated ubiquitin-dependent protein catabolic process
Cellular component (GO): nucleus
Molecular function (GO): ubiquitin conjugating enzyme activity; protein binding
Source: RefSeq, a predicted model, not a curated record
GCGCGGACCCGGCGCCAUUUUGGUGGCCGGGCGCGGAGGUGAUUCUACACUGAGGGGGAACGCGACGGCAAGGGUGGCAGUGGCAGCGUUCGUGUGCUCGGGUCUGAAUCACUGAGGGAGGAGGCGGUGGAGGAAGAGGUGGCAGCGGUGGCGGUGGUCGUAGCGGUGGCGGAGGAGGCGGGUACGAAUCAGCUGCGGGCAGAGACAUGGCCAACAUCGCGGUGCAGCGAAUCAAGCGGGAGUUCAAGGAGGUGCUGAAGAGCGAGGAGACGAGCAAAAAUCAAAUUAAAGUAGAUCUUGUAGAUGAGAAUUUUACAGAAUUAAGAGGAGAAAUAGCAGGACCUCCAGACACACCGUAUGAAGGUGGAAGAUAUCAACUAGAGAUAAAAAUACCAGAAACAUAUCCAUUUAACCCCCCUAAGGUCCGGUUUAUCACUAAAAUAUGGCACCCUAAUAUUAGUUCCGUCACAGGGGCUAUUUGUUUGGAUAUCCUGAAAGAUCAAUGGGCAGCAGCAAUGACUCUGCGCACGGUAUUAUUGUCAUUGCAAGCACUGUUGGCAGCCGCAGAACCAGAUGACCCCCAAGAUGCAGUAGUAGCGAAUCAGUACAAACAAAAUCCUGAAAUGUUCAAGCAGACAGCUCGACUUUGGGCACAUGUGUAUGCUGGAGCACCAGUUUCUAGUCCAGAAUACACCAAAAAAAUAGAAAACCUCUGUGCUAUGGGUUUUGAUAGGAACGCAGUAAUAGUGGCCUUGUCUUCAAAAUCAUGGGAUGUAGAGACUGCAACAGAACUGCUUCUGAGUAACUGAGGCACAGGAGCUGCAGCCAGCAACGCUCGCCGGCUCGCUCGCUCGCCGCCCGCCUCUUCCUGAGGAGCAUCAACACCUAUUAUUUUUAGGAUUCUGCAUAAAUUUCUUUUAAACUGGCAUUCUUGCCUAAUGAUGUUACCUAGGCACCAUUGGAGACUGCAAAAAAAAAAAAUUCCUUGCUCUGUAAAUAAAGCUAAUUAAACGUCUGUGUAAAUUUAAAAAGGGGAAAUACUUUAAUUUUUUUUUCUUAAUAGUGUAAAAAAUCUUUGAGCUAAGCUAAAAAAAACCAUGGGAAACAUGCUACUUUAGUGUUAAGCAGUGUAACAGACUUGCGAGUUUGCUUCAGGGUUCUGUUGACUAACUAGGAUAACACCCAAGUGUCGGCCCUUCACCCUGUGGUGUAGACUCACAGCUCCCUUAAGUUUGAACACGGAUCCUCUGUGCCUGUGAAUUCACUUGCAUGCUUGUACUUGACUUCUUAGAAUGGGUAGCUGAAAAGACCUCCCUUUUAAUCCUUAGGACAUUCUUGAAUUAUGAGAUUUAUCCUGAUUUAAAGAUGGUGACCUAAUCAGAGCUUUCUGUCCCUGUGGACUGGUAGGGACACUCUUACUUUUUUCCUGUCAUCAUCCAGAGCGGAGAUUCUCAUGGUCAAUUUCUUUUGUUUGGUGGGAAACGUGCUAAGGAACAGUGUCCCUUGUUCCGUUUUUAGCUUAUAGGUUUGGAAUGUUUUGUCCGAGUUCUUCAAUUUGUAAGUAGUAAUGCAAAAAGGGGCUGCUAAUUUUGUUUCUCUUACAAAAGGAGUAAAUACUUGAUGUUGCAGUAUUUCUAGAUUUAAUAAAAGGACACUGCUUAGUUUUUCCAGUGAAUUUGACAUUAAUUUUUAAUGAUAAAGUCUUGGAAACUUGAAGGGUGCAGCACUGUUACCUAGUGCUCUGCCUGACUCUGCGUGACAGCUUGCUUUGUCAGACAUGUGAGUUACUCUUCCUGCACUCCCCAUGUUGACACACGAAAGCUGUAGUGUCUCACUGUACAUACUAGAUGCAGAUAGGAACAGGGGUACAUUCCAAUCUAGCUUUCUUUAUGAUGUUUCUGAUAAUGUGAGAAUUGAAACUUUACCUUCUCUUGUACAUAGACUUCCUGUCCCUAGCAACUGUCGCAUUGCAUUUUAUCUUCCAAAGCUUGACCAUUAUUAGUUUUGCAAACUCAAAUUCUACACUUAGCCAUCGUAACUAAGGUUCAAGUGAAUUUAUUUAGACAGUUAUUACAUAGGAGAUACAAUUAAAAAAUUUGAGGACCAAUGCAUAAAUUACAAAAAUGUAAUGGAAUCAGACUGAAUUAAAGUAAGGCUGUGUGUAUAUUGAAAGUCAUAUUCUAAGAGGUUUGUUUUCUUGAAGUGCUGUUUCAUCAUAUAGUCAUGAAGUGUUUCAAAAAUACCUUUUAACCUAUUAACUCAGCAUAACUUCAUUUGACUUUUAAUAAUCUUGAUACUACAAGCAAUAAAAGAACCAUUAAUAUAACAUUAAAGAUGUGAAGGUUCUUCUAGCCAGUUGUAAGGCUUUCACAGUUAACAGUGACUUGGCCGUUGUUCCUGCACAUUAAACUCAAGCUGCUAUGUUGUUGUCCAUGUUUGCGGAUGCACACGUUUCCUGUUGCAGCUCCUUCCUUUUACUGCUAUAGGUUAUUUCAUAAAGAUGCCAAAGGAAACAAGUUCUUUAUUUAUUUUAAAUAGCUAAAACUUUGUACUUUUCUUUAUAUUCUCAGAUAAGAUGGAAAUGUGUGAACUCAUGGACAGUUUACCUCCAUUGUUAUUAGGAUUUAAUGGAGGCGGCUUGACAACACUAAUGUUUAGGUAUUGAAAAGUGUAAGACUCGCGCUUGGAGGUCGCUCUCUGCCUGUGUCGUCAGGGCGUACUGUCUGCUUGGAGAACGACGCGAGAGCGCAGACCCGGCAACCAGCGCCUCCGUUGUCAUGGUGGCAGCUAUGUUCUAUUUUUUAUGUUUUGUUUUUUGUUGUUGUUGUUGCAGACUGGCUCCACCGAACACUUACUGGACAUGUAUAUAUAACAUGUUUUCAUAGAUUUUACAUGGUCAUGCCAUCAUCUCUUGUGAUCCUAGCCCUUGCCUGUUAACCGUGAGUUCUAGACCCUCUGGGUUUCAGAAGCGAAGCUGCUUGAGUUCCUCCUGCUCGUUAAUGUGAUAACCAUUCUGGGGCAUUUUCCUCACUCUUCUAUUUGUUUUUUUUUUUUUCUUUUAUUUCCCAAAUUGUAGGUUUAGUUCAUCAAAAAGAAGCAGCUCAGGCUUUUAUUCUGGUUACAUUUAGGCAAACAAUACUAAAAAUUUAAUUUAGUAAAAAGAAUCCUGAUGGAAAUUAUUUUUGUAAUUCUGCAUUUGACAGUUUAUCAUCUUAACAAGUCCUAAAAAGGUGGUUUUGGUCCAGGUGUGGUGGCGCUUUUACUCCCAGGCUCUUGAAGGAGGAAGGCAGAGGCUGUGAGACUCCUAUUGGGCGGUGUAUGUCAGUCUUAGCCCCCUGCUCCUGUCAUAUUAGUGAAAUCCCAUUCAGAGCAGGAAGGUUCCUUUGUCCUUGCUGAUCCUCUGAUGGGCUUUGACACAAUCCAGCUUAUGCCUGACUUUUAGUAUAAAACUUGUAGAGCAUGUUGGGAACUUUGAAAUCAAAAACCAUGUAAAUGUUUGGAAUCGAAUAUUUUGCCUUUGAGGAGUGUAUCCUAUCAACUGAAUUAAAAUUUUUUUUGAAAUUUUU